UGGGAAGAUGCCUAUCAGGAAAUGAGUAUACAGGUGGAGGUGUCUGCGUUGGGGGUGGUGCACAUACCUGUGGGUGGAGGUUUGUCUGGGAACAUUCCCGUCUGAGGGUGAUUGUGUCUCUGAGAGUGUGCCGAGCCUCUGAGAAUGUGACUGUCUCUAAAUGUAGGUUUGCCGUUGUGUUCCUGCAAAUGAUGUGUGUGUGUGGUUGUGGGUAUGAUGCGAGCAUUUGUUUAUGGGUUUCUCAGGGUAUGUUUGUGUCCAAGGCCACAUGGUAUUUGUGUUUGUCUGAAAGUGUGCCCGUGGGUGUGUGGAGUGUGUGCAGCAUAUCUGGGUGUGUGUCCCCAGGUGUGUGUCUCCGUGUCUGGGUGUGAGUCUGUGUUCUUGGGAGGGCUGUUCCUGAAGGCGUUCCUAUCUCCGUGUACUCAGCUGUAUACCUGCGAAAGGGCUGGACUUCGGAGUUGUGACUGUGUGGUGUGUGUUAGUGCGUGUGUUGGUAUAGAAGGUGCAUCUCGGUGUAUGUGAGUGUGUGGACUGUCUGGGCGUGUGUCUUUGUCUCUGGGUGUGUCCCUGGAAGGGACGCGUCCUGUCGGGGAUGUGCGUGCCUCCCUGCCUUUCCCCGGCAGCCCCACCUGGGUCCUGGCUCAGGCCCGUGGAUUCCGAUGCCCCUUUAACGCCCCCCCCACCCCCGGCACCACCUGACGUCGCAUGCAGCCUGCCAGUGCUGCAGUGAGCACGCACACGCACACACACAGGCGCGCACACGGAGCCCAGAGCCUCCGAAGCCACCUCCCGGGACCCUCGCCCUGCCCCCCCAUGGGCAGGGGUCCCAGGCCACCUCCAGCUACUGCCGCGGGGGGGCCCAUCAGGGCCAGGGGCUGGCAGACCAUGUAACCAGGGCUGCUAUCGGGAGCGCGGAGGGGAAGGGAGCCCCCAGCCCCGCUGGGCCGGCCCAGGCCCCUCCGCGGCUCCCCCUUGCACUGCCCACCUGCCCUGAACCCCCCCGCCCCCACCAAACCCACAGUGGCUGUUAACCCCGGGACUCCCCAAGCCCAGCCUCUGUGUGCGGCAGCCCCGAGCGGGGCUAAGAUUCCAAGAUGCCCUUGGUGGAUUUCUUCUGUGAGACCUGCUCCAAGCCGUGGCUGGUGGGCUGGUGGGACCAGUUCAAGAGGAUGUUAAACCGUGAACUCACACACCUGUCAGAGAUGAGCAGGUCAGGAAACCAGGUCUCUGAGUACAUCUCCACCACAUUCCUGGACAAGCAGAAUGAAGUGGAGAUUCCAUCACCCACGAUGAAGGAUCGAGAAAAACAGCCAGCUCCCCGCCAGAGACCUUCCCAGCAGCCCCCGCCCCCUGGGCCGCAAUUCCAGCCCAUGUCUCAGAUCACGGGGGUGAAGAAGCUGACGCAUAGCAGCAGCCUGAGUGACUCUAGCAUCCCCCGCUUUGGGGUGAAGACCAACCAAGAAGAGCUCCUGGCCCAAGAACUGGAGAACCUGAACAAGUGGGGUCUGAACAUCUUCUGCGUAUCCGAAUACGCCGGAGGCCGUUCCCUCAGCUGCAUCAUGUACACGAUAUUUCAGGAGCGUGACCUGCUGAAGAAAUUCCGCAUCCCAGUGGACACCAUGGUGACAUAUAUGCUGACCCUGGAGGACCACUACCACCCCGACGUGGCCUACCACAACAGCCUUCACGCGGCCGAUGUGCUGCAGUCCACCCACGUGCUGCUGGCCACACCCGCGCUAGAUGCUGUGUUCACGGACCUGGAGAUUCUUGCCGCCCUCUUCGCGGCCGCUAUUCAUGACGUAGACCACCCUGGGGUCUCCAACCAGUUCCUCAUCAACACUAAUUCGGAGCUGGCGCUCAUGUACAACGAUGAGUCGGUGCUGGAGAACCACCACCUGGCCGUGGGCUUCAAGCUGCUGCAGGAAGACAACUGCGAUAUCUUCCAGAACCUCAGCAAGCGCCAGCGGCAGAGCCUGCGCAAGAUGGUCAUCGACAUGGUGCUGGCCACGGACAUGUCCAAACACAUGACCCUCCUGGCAGACCUGAAGACCAUGGUGGAGACCAAGAAGGUGACCAGCUCGGGGGUCCUCCUGCUGGACAACUACUCCGACCGCAUCCAGGUCCUUCGGAACAUGGUGCACUGUGCAGACCUCAGCAACCCCACCAAGCCACUCGAGUUGUACCGCCAGUGGACCGACCGCAUUAUGGCCGAGUUCUUCCAGCAGGGGGACCGUGAACGUGAGCGGGGCAUGGAGAUCAGCCCCAUGUGCGACAAGCACACAGCCUCGGUGGAGAAGUCUCAGGUGGGUUUCAUCGACUAUAUCGUGCACCCGCUGUGGGAGACGUGGGCUGACCUGGUCCACCCAGACGCCCAGGAGAUCCUGGACACGUUGGAGGACAACAGAGACUGGUACUACAGCGCCAUUCGCCAGAGCCCCUCACCGCCACCUGAGGAGGAGCCCAGGGGGCCAGGCCACCCACCCCCACCUGAUAAGUUCCAGUUUGAGCUGACGCUGGAAGAGGAAGAUGAGGAGGAGGUGUCUACCGCCCCGGGUGCAUUUACGGUGCAGGGAUUGUCCGGGGCUCAGGAUGCGUCCCCAGCUGAGGAACUCUUGGAGGUCGAUGGCCAGGAUAUGCCCACGGAGGGGAAGGUACAGGAACCUUGCUGCACGCAGCAAGCAGACUCGGCCGGUAGUGUGGCUGCGGGCAAGGACAAGGCCACGUCCCCAGACGCAUCCGUGGAUGCCGUAGGCCGCAGCAGCCCCCUGGCCCUGUCUGCCGAGAGCCCCCUUCCGCCCGCCUUGAGGACCCCGCCCCCUCCAGAGGACACCCCGGGCCUCCCGGGCCUCCCCUCCACGGCGGCCGAGGCGGGGGCCCAAAAAGAGCAUCAGGCUGCCAAGAGGGCGUGCAGUGCCUGCACAGGAACGUCCGGCGAGGACCCCCCCCCACUCCCAGCUCCUGGGGGGUGGGGGUCAGCUGGAGGCCCUACCUGAACCCCGGCCCCGACACCCUCCUGCUCUCCCCGGCUCCCUUCGCCACCAUUACCCCACGACCACCUCCUCCACUGCCUCAAAGACUCUUGGGCCUCCAGAGAAAAAAGAAAACAGAAAAGUGGGGAUUUUUCUCUUUUCUUUUUUUCCUCUUUCCCCCCACCCCCACCCACGGGGCCUCUUUUUGGAGGUGGGGGCUGGGGAACAAGGGGCGGAGGUCCCGGAAGGGAUUUUAUUUUUGGAAUUUUAAUUGUUACAUUUUUAGAAAAAGAAAAAAAAAAAAAAAACAGGAUGAAACACAGCAACUGUAGAUCUCCUGUU
This is a messenger RNA of Herpailurus yagouaroundi (jaguarundi), 3311 nucleotides long. RefSeq names its product phosphodiesterase 4A (gene PDE4A). NCBI's taxonomy places the organism in Eukaryota, Metazoa, Chordata, Mammalia, Carnivora, Felidae. The record is from RefSeq and is a predicted model, not a curated record. Gene Ontology annotation, molecular function: 3',5'-cyclic-nucleotide phosphodiesterase activity. The coding region runs from base 1095 to 2993 and encodes 632 amino acids. The transcript is spliced from 10 exons. Gene Ontology annotation, biological process: signal transduction.